ACGCGUUCGCUUGGCCAGCGCGCUCGUAACUCCGCUUCUGCCCCCCAACCGCCUCCCGCUCUCUCUAGCCUUUACCGCCCGCUCUCCGCUCGCCUUUCGGUGUGUGCGUGCGCCCAUACCUAUAACGUGUGUGUGUGUUAACAAAAUGUGAUUAGCAAAAAUACAAAGAAAUCAGGCAUAGUGGAACAAGGCAUUGUGGCUGAAACAACAGUCAACGGCGCAGCGCACAUAAAUAUAAAAAACAAAAAAAUUAAUAUACACAACAAAGUAUAAAAAACAAACCUUUAAACAUAUACACGAAAUGCGAAAAUCUGCAUAAAAAGCAAUGCGCUGGCGCGGCAACAAAGCGCGGCCGUAAAAAAUAAAUAAACGCCAACGACAAUUCUGAAUUUUGUGCUUUAUCGGCAACGGCAGCAACAAUUAAAUUAAUAUUGAACUACACUACACCCAAAGUUAACAAAAGUAGCAGCCAUAAAAAAACAAAAGCAAAAACUACGGUUGCGGCUGACUUGGCCAAAACAACAACAGCAACAAAAGCGGCAACAGCAACAACUAUCAGCGUUGUCUACCUUUUUUUUUGUACCCUUUCCAAGUGUUUUUUGUUGCUGCUGCAAGAGAGAUAUACUGAGAGAGCAGGAACCGCAGACAAAGAGAGUGCCAGAGAUCGGGGCUUAACUCCGACUUCGACCAGUUCCAGUUCCAGUUGUUGGUAGUGAUACUGAUAUGACCAGCUGUCCGCCAGCAGCCACAGAUGCAAUCCGUUGCUACAGAUGAGGAAAUUUGAACAACCUUAAUAGGGAGAAUUCUCCAGAAUGCACGAACUCUUCAACAAAGUGCUCGCCAAGCGCGAUCUCUCCCGAGCCGGAGAUCUCUUCUCUGUGCCGGAUGCGGAUAUUGUAGAUGACAUCACGGAGGUGCUCUCCGAGAUCAGUCCUAUCAUCUCGCAUGCGGAUUAUGUGAAGAACAAUAAUGACCAGAGUGUGGUAGAGAUCUGUGUGACGAGGGUGCUCUCAUGCAUUCGGGAAACGAAGACUGCGGAGCGGUAUUGUGCUGCUCUGGUGGAUCUUCUUAAGACCUGCCUGCUGUGGAACCUACAACCCUCUGGAACCACAAAAGAAGAGCCACCCCAUGCCAAGAUCGCAGCCGAUAUCAUCUCUAGCAUUUUCCUGAACUACGAUAAGAAAGAACUGAUGAAAAUAGCCCUUCCCGUCGCUGUGCAGUUCCUGCCAAAAGGAAACCGUGAGCUAUCGAGAAACCUAGCCAGCUACUUGUCCCUGGCGGCCAUCGAUCACGCCUGCCUGCUGAGUCCUCACACGGAGUCCGUGAUGGAAUCCAUCUUGUCAGGGAACUAUGGGCUGCUCCGAGUGCUCUCGCAGGUGUACGAGGUGGCUCCCGAGGCGGUGACACCACAUGCUCCUCUUUUGAUGCCCCUGCUGCCGCAGUGUGAUCCCCAGGAGCGGAUGGCAGUGUUCCAGCUGUAUCUACUGAUCGUGCAGAAGUCACCCGAGGUCCUUGAAUCGUGCGUUUCGCAGCUAUGUGGCUUCCUGCUCGACAGUGACACCUCCAGCAUCACCAUGCAGAUACUGCUGAAGCUGUCCCAGCACUCGCCGAACCUGCUCAUCGAUCACUUUGAGCAACUGCGACUGGCGGCCAAGACAAAUCCAGGAACUAUUCCGCUGUGCGCUCAGAUCAUGACUACCGCGGGAAUCGGAAGCAAGGAGACGGCCCAGCAGGCUUUGGACUUUGUCCUGGAGCACCUGCCCACCCAGGCACUCCUGCAGCAGGAGGCCACUCGUCUCUGCUCCGCCUAUCCCGUUUUAUUCACCGACAAGGUCCUGGCCUGCGUCCGCCAGAAAAAUGCAGCGCUCAGUUCGCAACAGGAUGUGGGCAAUGCUUUGGGCAACAAGACCUCCGGCGGCGUCACUAUCGUCAGCUUGAACAGCUCCAGUCCCAGUCCGCCUCCAAAGCCAGUACCCAUUGCCGCACCGUCCAUCAACACCACGAUCAUCCAGCCGGCCAGUGGAGCCAGUGCCAUGCCCGCAGCACCUCCUGCCACCGCGUCCUCCUCAGCACCCAUUGCCACGUCCACGCCCGUAUCCGCUGCCACGCCCACACCUCAGCAUGCGGGCUAUACGCGGCGGGUGAAACUGGGAGACUCCAGGAGCACGGGUCGCCUGCAUCCCGCCAGCAACACGCACCGGAGUGUGACCCGGUUGAAUGUGGCCAGCGGAUCCGUUGGAGGACUUCACAAGAGCAUGACGCGGCUGAGUAACUCGCAGAUUAACCAACAGCCUGGAGGCAGCUCCAACGGGAAUGUGGUGGUCCAGUCGGGAGCCACUCCGAAGACGCCAAGUGCCUUCAGCAAUCCGCCCGUGACACCAGUUCCGCCCCUGAGUAACAACGUGGUCAUCACUGGACACAACCGACAUGGAAUACCUGUGACCUCCGGAGGAGUGACUGUGACCACGUCGCCCUCGAAGGUGCGACCCCACUCCCAAGGACCCUCGACGCUGCUCAACUCGAGUACGGUGCUGAUGAAAUACAGCACGGAUGCACUGAAUCAGUCGGUGGGCUCGAUCUCCAUACCACAAACUUCAACGGCGGCCACUUUGCCGCCAGUACAGACACAGAAUGCGGUAUCCGUGCACCAUGCCUCUCCAGCAUUGCCCCAAUCCUCCAGCAACGGCAACGCCAAGUCGGUGAUGAAACUGCCAGUCAAUGGGAAUAGCGAAGUGAUUGUCUCGGGACCCACCACCAAUGUGGCACCUCGGCGCAGCGAUAAUACCAGUCGAACCUUGCUGAAUGCCAAUAGUGUGAUGGACCAGCGGAUGAGCACCUUCGAGCCAUACCAGAUAAUGCGUGAUCCUGUCCAGCAAUUCUGCGAGAAGAACUUCAACUCGAUUAAGUCCUAUAUGGAUGAGGUUUCGCAGCAUUUGCCACCGCCCACGCGCUGCAGCAUCGAGGUUUCCAAUGAAUUCGCAGAACGUCGGACCAAAAAGGUGGCCAAACUGCACUUCGCCUGCCAGAUUCGUGGACCCCAUUGCCUGUACUCCAAGACCUGCUUCACGAUGCGAACGCGGAACCCCAAGACCUGGAUACAUAUGAUGUUUCUGGACUUCCAAGUGCGGCAUUUCGUCAAGGAAAAGUGCGUGCUGAGCACACGAGAGUCUGGCAUUAGCAAUCUCAAGAAUAUCUGGCAGAUACUCAAGUGCGAGAAUCGCAGCUUCACCGAACUGGUCACCAGCCAGUUUCCACAGGUCAAGGACCGUGAGAUUCUGGUGAACGAGCUGCGUCACUCGGGCUUUCUGGACGUAUUCGAGGUCUCCAAGACUGACAAGUCCAAUCCGAACUGCAACGAGUUGGAGUACCAGUGGGGCUGCUUCCUGUGCAAUCAUCCGGAUAAGGCAGUGGGAUUCUUGAAUGGCAGCAAUCAGCCCAUGAUCGAGGGUCAGCUAAAGGAGAAAAAGGGCAAGUGGCGACUUUUCAGGCGAUGGCGCACGCGCUACUUUACUUUAUCCGGAGCACAUUUGUCCUGCAAGGGAUCUAGCGGUGGAGAGAGCAUCGAUGUGAACCAGAUACGAUCGGUGAAGGUGUCUCGCGGUGCACGCAACAUACCCAAGGCCUUCGAGAUCUUCACCGCCGACCAGACAUUAAUACUCAAGCCCAAGGACGGCAAGAAUGCCGAGGAGUGGGUGCAGUGCCUCAGCAUCGUGGUGGCCCACUCGCAGGCCCGCGACAAUCCCACGGCCAAGACGAAUAGCUUGCCGGCCCGCAGCAUGGGGAGCAGCAAGCCCUCCUUUUAGGAUGGCAUCCGUAUCCCCAUCCAUAUCCAUCCCAACCCCAUUGUGAGAUUAUUUGUAAAUGUAAAGACAGAGCAACGGCAACACACAAAAGACAAACAGACAAAGGAGCGGCAAGCACAGGACUCUGCUGUCUAUUAUAUAUAUACACACCAUAUAUAAUAUAUAUCAUUCUAUAUAUAUCGAUAUAUACCUUAGGCCUACGCCCAUAGACUUAUCUAGCGUGUACUUACCAUUUCAAGGGAUUUCAAAAAUUUUGCGAAAUUGUUUUUAUCAUUUAUAGUUGAUUUUUAUACAUAUGUAUUUAGUUUAUGCUUAUUUAUUGUACGUGUAUUAAACAAACAGCUUGCUUUCGAAA
Drosophila rhopaloa is the source of this 4158-nucleotide messenger RNA. RefSeq names its product protein melted (gene melt). The transcript has 10 exons. NCBI's taxonomy places the organism in Eukaryota, Metazoa, Arthropoda, Insecta, Diptera, Drosophilidae. Gene Ontology annotation, molecular function: phosphatidylinositol-5-phosphate binding. Gene Ontology annotation, cellular component: plasma membrane. Bases 813 to 3803 code for a protein of 996 amino acids. Gene Ontology annotation, biological process: regulation of signal transduction. The record is from RefSeq and is a predicted model, not a curated record.